Cotesia glomerata is the source of this 2529-nucleotide messenger RNA. RefSeq lists its product as uncharacterized. Lineage: Eukaryota; Metazoa; Arthropoda; Insecta; Hymenoptera; Braconidae. Bases 310 to 2397 code for a protein of 695 amino acids. The record is from RefSeq and is a predicted model, not a curated record. The transcript has 7 exons.
AAAAAGUAGAACAUACCCAAAAGUCCAACCAAAUUAUGUAACCAUUAUUAUUAUAUCUACCAACCUAAAACUCUGGAGUCAGUGACCAUCAUCAAAUUUACUUUUAGAGAGAUGAUUUUUUACUAUACACAUUUAUAUUCCUAGAGAACUAUUGCCUACAGUAAGUUUUUGUAAAAGUAUAACGGUACUACGUAGACGAAAAUCCUAAAAACGGUGUAACUGCGUCGCACUUAAGUUUUUUUUUCUAAAAAUUUGUUUUUUGAAAUAAUUUAAAGCUUCUGUAGAGAGUGAAUAUAAAUAAGAACAAAAAUGAUAUUAAAGGGACUUCUUACCCUUUUAACUAUUUUUCAUCUCCAAAAUGGUGUUACAUCAAAUUCUCACGAAGUUUUAUUUGAAAUUACUGACAUAAAUUCUAUUAAAAAAUUUAUCGAUGAACACUAUGAUGUAUCCCGCAGUGAAAAAUCAUUUUCAGUACUUAAAAAUUUAACUUUGGAUGAAAAGAAGAAAGCAGCUCGAGAAUUCUACCUGGAAAUGGAAGCAUUAAUUAAAAACAUAUCAGAAAUGAUACCUGAAUAUGAAAGAUUUUAUAAUUCUUGGUGGUAUGAAGUACCGAGAGACUUAAAACCUUAUGGCGUCGGUAGGAGAGACAAUUUUGAUUUGUUCGCUAUGAAAGGUCGACUAGAAGUUUUAUACAAGAUAAUUGAGCAUGAUGUGGACCAAUUUUUCUCAGAUUAUAUGACUAGAUCUCAAGGUACCGGGAAUGAUGCAAAUGAAAUAAAUGACUGUAUGCAUUCUUGGGCACUAUAUUGGUAUUCCGCAAAUGAGAACUCUCUCAACUUGAAAUUAAAUUUACAUCAUGGUCCUCUUCUUGUUUCUGGUAGUAUUCGCCAACUCUUUUAUGAUUUAACAUUCUACUUGUCUCGUGUUAAAAAAGCAGAAGACAAUAAAUACAAUUACUGUAAAAGGACUUCUUCAUACCAUCAAGAAUUUUACCAAAUGUACAAACAAUUAGUAAUUAAAAUUUUCCAAGAGUUUAGUGUGAGAUAUUUCUCCUCUAUGGGACAAGCAAUUUGUGUUUCACAAUCUCAUAUGGAGACACUGGAAAGAAUGAAGAGAAACUUAUUCAAUGAUUUGAAGGCAAUAAUGAAGUCAACCAAAGGAGUUUUGCACAACACGACAUGGUAUAUGUAUCAGUGUGAUCCGACAAAAUUUGAUAAGCGUGCGGAAGAAGUAACACACCUUGAGUUAGAGAAAAUGGUGCAGACGGUAAUAAUUGCAGAAAAGGAUUUGAGCACCACUCACUCUUGCAGCCAUAACUGUAACUUGAACUUAAUAAAAGAUACUUUAAAUAAGACACAGUGUGAUGAAUUUCUGGACUGUCAAUAUAGUACGCCCGGUUACCAGAUCACUGAAUUGAGGAAUAGUAGCAGACGUUAUGAAUCUUUCACCGGUUAUGAUGGCGAAAACAAAAAGCAGUAUGGCAACCCCGAUCGGCAUUUCGAGAACCGUGAAAAACCCUUAGAUGUAUCUAGUUCAUACAACUGGGGUACAAUGAGAUUCUGUGACUACUGUAUUUGUACUUGUGCAACCAAGCAGUCGCACUCGCCAAAUGUUACUAAUGCUGUUAGUUUUAGAGACCUAGUUUCGGAUAUUGAAAACAACAAGGUUGUUGUAGAUGUCAAGUUUGUGAAGAAAGAUAACAUGAUUCACAUGCAAAUCUUAGAGGGUGAAGUUCAACCUUACGGUCAAAUUGUAAAUGAAUCGUGGAAGGAAUUGGAUAAAUUAUACUACGAUGAAUCUUCUAAACACUUCUACAACAAUGAUCGCCUUGGUGGUAAAAUUAUUUAUCAAAGAGGAACGGAUUAUGCUAGCCCGGAUAUUAUGAACUUGAAUGAUGUAAUGGCGCCAGAAAAGCAUGUAAUCACUGGGGUUCGAUUCCGAUUUACUGAAGAUUUAGUUAACAAUUCAACUCAGAAGCAAAGUCCAAUUGAAUUACAAAUUCGAGUGACGUCUCUUGAUUUUCUGAGAGGAAAAUUAAUUAAUCUAGAUCAAUCAUCGUGGAUAUCACCUAAGGAAAAACUUCUCAAAAAUGAAUUGAUACUAGAAAACCCAGACAAUCCUAAGUAUGUGAAAUCAAAUACUGAUCCGACUAUAACGUCAAAUAAAUUCGUUAGAUUCCGAGCAUCUGAUUUGAAGAAAGAUGCUGGACAGUCAACUGUGCCAUUCUUUAGAGGUCGUAACACCGAAUUGAUUGACAAAUUUCUUUUGGGUGGACUUGGUCUCAUUCAUCGCGGUCAUCCUGGGUCUGGUGGACACCUUGAUAUAAAGAUUUUUGACUUUGAUAUGUCGCCUUAUUUCAAUAUCAUCGACGAUACUCCUGAGACAUUAUUGGAUUAAUUUACAAACAAGUCUUAAUAGAGUUAUCGAUGAAAAACAAGUGUUGGAAACUGACGUUAAAUGGUCAGAAAAAUACCCAAAAAAAAUUCAUAGAGUUUAACUAAAAUUGUUAUUUUAUAAUUUUCUACUGGU